CAUGGGCUCCUGCCUCUCUCGCCUUCUUUUGCACAGCCCCACUCUGCUGACUCAGUGCCUUAGUCUUCUCUCUCUCUUCACUGCUGUAGCUGGACCCCUUUGCCUUCACAACCUCUGAGCAUCUGCACAUCCCACAAUGGCGAAAACUGCAAUGGCCUACAAGGAAAAGAUGAAGGAGCUCUCUAUGCUGUCUUUGAUCUGCUCCUGUUUUUACCCUGAACCUCGCAACAUCAAUAUAUAUACAUAUGAUGAUAUGGAAAUUAAGCAAAUCAAUAAACGUGCUUCUGGCCAAGCUUUUGAAUUGAUCUUAAAGCCACCAUCUCCGGUCUCAGAAGCACCACGAACUUUAGCUUCUCCAAAGAAGAAAGAUGUGUCUCUUGAUGAGAUCCAGAAAAAGCUGGAAGCUGCAGAGGAAAGGAGAAAGUCCCAGGAGGCUCAGGUGCUGAAACAGCUGGCAGAAAAGAGAGAACAUGAACGAGAGGUCCUUCAGAAGGCUCUGGAGGAGAACAAUAACUUCAGCAAAAUGGCAGAGGAGAAACUGAUACAGAAAAUGGAACAGAUCAAAGAAAACCGUGAUGCUAACCUAGCUGCUCUUAUUGAACGCCUUCAGGAGAAGGAGAGGCAUGCUGCAGAGGUCCGCAGAAACAAGGAGCUCCAGGUGGAACUGUCUGGCUGAGCCCAGCAGUGGAGAGGUGGGAUUGCUCCCUGCCACUCCCUAAACUCCCCUGCCUAUAUUAUUACAGAUCAUGAGAUAUUAGUAUGGGAAAUGUAUGACAUGGUUUAAAAAAAAAGAAUCAAGAACUCAAUAAAAAAAACAAUGCAGUCUUUGCAGAAUGGUUUGCUUGAUGUUUAAAAAAUAAAACUUGGAUCUUAUUUUGUAAAUACUUACAUUUUUGUUAAAAAAUACAAGUAUUGCAUUAUGCAAGUUAUUUCAUAAUCUUUACAUGUCCUGUAACAGGCUUUUGAUGUUGUCUACUUCCAUUCAGUUGAAUUUGUUAGAUCUGUUCCUCGGAAGGUCCCUGCAGCAAAAUCCAUCCCUAGCUGUUUUCAUUCCUACUGAACAACCAAGUCAAUAGAACGUCUAUGGUGCUAGAGUCCAGUGAUUGCCUAAUUACCUAGAAUGCUUUGCGAUCGAUAACCUUUAUUAAGGCAGUACGGAGAUUACAGGCAUC
Molecule: messenger RNA, 1172 nt
Organism: Euleptes europaea (tarantolino)
Lineage: Eukaryota; Metazoa; Chordata; Lepidosauria; Squamata; Sphaerodactylidae
Gene: STMN2
Product: stathmin 2
Exons: 5
Coding region: 137-676 (179 amino acids)
Biological process (GO): regulation of microtubule polymerization or depolymerization; microtubule depolymerization; neuron projection development
Cellular component (GO): growth cone; neuron projection; cytoplasm
Molecular function (GO): tubulin binding
Source: RefSeq, a predicted model, not a curated record